Messenger RNA from Eimeria tenella, 1524 nucleotides. RefSeq lists its product as uncharacterized. Bases 1 to 1524 code for a protein of 507 amino acids. The record is from RefSeq and is a predicted model, not a curated record. NCBI's taxonomy places the organism in Eukaryota, Apicomplexa, Conoidasida, Eucoccidiorida, Eimeriidae. The transcript has 3 exons.
AUGGCAGGCGCUACUUUCCGUGGGGGAAUUAGCCCGCUAGGGAGCUUUCCCCCGAAAUGUUCCCGUGGAGUGACCCUUCUGCAUUCUGAGCUCGAGCAGAUAAUCGCGGUUGCUGCGGGACUGCCAACAGAUGUAGAUCAUCUGAAGGAAAUCGAGAUGCAAAAAAUGAAACAAAAGCAGAAAGAAGCUGCAGCACGGGUCUCAAAAUGGCAUAAUCUGCUCCAGAAUGCACGGGAACGGAAGUUGGCUGAGCAGCGCCUGCAGGAGCAACGGCGCGAGCAGGAAUUGCUAGCGCAAAGUCAGGAGGAAGAGAGACAACGGCAAAUGCAGGAAGAAGAAGAAAUUCAGAGGGCCAAACUCGCGACCAUGCAAAGGGAUGAGAAGUUUAGAACUUUUCUCCGCGCACAGAUGAUAGCAGAUACAAUCGCCUGGCUACGCGGACAGCAAGAGUGGCUGAACCAAAAGAAUGAUCUAGAAAGAAUGCGCCAGUUUGAUUUACUCGAGGAGCAGAAGAAACUGGAAGAGCGCCUGAGGCAGAGAGAGAUGCAUGACAAGGAAAAACAGCAGGCGAAAUUAAUACUUGCACGGGCCACUCUUAAACAGCAGAUUCAAGAAAGAGAGAAACAGAAAGAGCAGGAGAUUAUGAAAGCAGCCGCUGAAGCUGAAACAAACAAAAAGCGUCUACAAGAACUUCAACAAGCAGAAUAUGAAGCAGAAAGGGCAAAGCGAGAGGAGUCUCGCCGGCUCUACAGGGAACUGGUAAAGGAGAAUGAAGAGCUUCAAGAAAGACGCAGGGCAGCAGAGAUGCAGCAGAAAGCCGAAGAGGCAGCAGCCUUCGCUUGCGCAGCGAAACUUCGGCAAAGAGAGGAAGCGAUACGAAAGAGACAAGAGGAGGUCAGGGCUUGGGCGCUGGGAAGGAGCGAACGGCUCAUAUCUCAAGGAGCGGCGGUGAUUGCAGCUACCCAGGCAGAGGAAGCUCGGCGUAUAGAGAAUCAGUGCGAGCAGUGGAUGGCCCAGGUAAGGCAGGCAGAAGAGGCAAAGCAGCACAAGAAGGCAGCGUCGCUGCGGCACCUGAUGAAAAGUUCAGAGGAGCAGAUCGAAGCAAAACGUCGGGAAAAAAAGCAAAAGGAAAAGGAGGAUGCAGAAUACGUUGAAUUGUUUCGCAAGGCUGCAACCAUAGCCCAGGAGAAAGAGGAGCGGGAACAUCAAGAGCAGCGCAGAAACCGCUUGAAAGUGAGACACGAACAAGAGCGUCAAGCACAGGAGAAGGAGCAAUUAAGGAGACAACAACGAGAACUUAGUCUGGCAGAAGACAUGAAAUCAAACGAAAAGUUACGAGAGGUAGACCUAAUGGUGGAGCGUUUCGCUGAGGACAGCAUUGCAGCGGCAAAGGCAGCUGGUACAGACUGGCGCAUAUUGGAAAUGGCUAGAAGAAGGCUGCGACGUCAAAGUAGCCUGCGUGAACCACAUAGGGAACACAAGGGCGAUAACUCCAGAGCGAGCCCUCGAACACAGAUUUUUUGA